AUGUCAGUAGCUGAAUGUACCAACAGCUCAGCACCAUUCGAGUUAUCCAUCGCCUCGGCAAGUAUUUCUGCAGUACUACUGGUCAUCACUGUACCUACAAAUCUACUGGUAUGUCUGGCGAUACUUGUGGACCCAAACCGCGAACUGAGGACACAAUUUAACUGUUUUACUUUCAACCUAGGCUUGGCAGACCUUCUCGUGGGCUGUGUCGCAGAACCUGUGUCGAUAUACGCUCAUAUCACUGAAGCAUUUGCCUCGGAACACAGCCACGAAGUUAGCCAAGUUAUAUUAAAGAUGUUUCAUAUUCCCUACUUUAUUUCCGCGAUGGCAAGCGUGUUGAGCAUUGCAGCUUUAGCAUGCGAACGCAACUUGGCUAUAAAUUCACCGCUUCGAUACAGAAAAUACUUCAAUGUCAAACUGACCCUCGUAUUCUCAACGUUUAUAUGGGUCAUUGCAAUAAUCUUUGGCCUACUAAAUUUGCUGUUUGACUACAUAUUUGAAAGCUUUAUAUUUAUCAAUUCAGGCGUCUUAUUCACUGGCGCUAUAGUGUGUUUUGUCUACGGUAGAAUACGGAGUAGUUUACGGAAGACGUCAAAGCAAUGGACCAAGAAUGGAACACAAAGGAAUAGAGAUAUUGUGACGCAACUCAAACUAACAAAGACAUUCGCUUUAAUGAUAGGAACACUCAUGUUGUGUUAUCUUCCAGCAUGUUCAAUGGUGUAUUUUAUAAAUUUAUGUACGAAUUGCAACUGUAACCUCGUUCAAUGGUUUCGUGAUGCAGUAUUCUGGUUGGUGCUACUAAAUUCAGCAAUCAAUCCUUAUGUCUACGCAGUAAGAUCAAGUGUCUUCCGACAUGCCAUUAACAAGAUCGUAAAAUGCAGAUGUCAGCAUCCUAAGAAGCCUCGGACUUUUCCAUCUAUCCGGUAUUCCAAGGUGAGAAGGGGUACAUAUGGUGCAUUGGGUACAGAUGGAGACCUUGUUUCAUGUCAGGUUGAACACGCUUAA
Messenger RNA from Paramuricea clavata, 1005 nucleotides. The record is from the annotation of a GenBank genome assembly. Lineage: Eukaryota; Metazoa; Cnidaria; Anthozoa; Malacalcyonacea; Plexauridae.